AUGGAAAUUGCCCGAACUCCAGACGCUACAUCCGCGGAAGCUGUACAACCAAAAAAAUGUACCACUAAACCAGGAUUGCUAAGCCCGCCCACCGUAUUACCCGAGUUGGUGCCUGCCAGUAAAUCAUCAGCCGAGCAGGUAUCUGUCAAUAGGACUGGCGUUAGCAAACCUAGACAAUCUAAAAGUCGAAAUGGGUGCAUGACAUGCAAAACCAAGAGACUCAAAUGCGAUGAGACGAAGCCUACAUGUCAGCAAUGCCAUAAACGGAAUGUUAGCUGCGGAGGCUACAAGAAGGACUUUAAAUGGAGGCCAUUUGAAGAAUCUACCUUCACAACAAAAUCCAUUGCCAAAGUGAAAAAAGGUUUAUCUCUACGUGCGCCACCACCCUCUCCUUCCACGCCUACAUGUAAACCAGCUCGCUCAGUUCUGAGCUCCUUAACUCCGUAUAAUUCUAAUUCCCCCGAAGAAGAUGUCACAUCACAAUAUCAUAGUUUAUAUUCUACGCUGGAGAGCAUAGCGCCGCUUCCUCCGUAUGAUAGCUAUCAGCGUGACAUCUUUCCAUCGAUUCUGGACUUACAGGAUCAGUAUUUAGAUGACUACGAGUAUGAUGAUAUGAUGCCCGGCUUAUCAUAUUUUUCUUCAGCCCAAUCUCCAAAAGUAUCUGAGAAUAUAUUGAUAAAUAAUAUGGUAGCCGGAGUCGAAAAUACUCCUCAGUGGCUUUCGUCGUCUGUGCCCCUCACCCCAGCUCUGAUUGACCUCAGGAAUGACGAUGUGGAGGAAAUAGUUCGACAGUCUCCCCCGGAGAAAAACGUGACCUCGAGCUGGAGCACUCUAUCGACAUCAAUUCCUUGUUUCAAAACCAUAUUUAAAAGGACCAUUUCUCAGGGACCAUCCUUACAUCCGGAGUCGCCAGCAAUGCUCCUUACCAGAUACGACCGCCAGACAUGUGGUAUUCUGUCAGUGAAGGAUGGGAUUUCUGAAAACCCCUGGAGAACUUUGAUAUGGCCUCUAGCUGUGGACUGCCCUGCACUCUUCCACGCAAUUUGUUGCCUAUCUGCUUUUCACUGUGUCAAAGAGAACCCCCGUUUGAGAGUUCACGGCAUGGAUCAUAUGCGACAGAGUAUCAGUAUGCUGGCCACAGGUAUUGGAACUAUGAAAACAGAUGAGGCAUUGGCUACAACCCUAGCACUUGUAUUUGCAGAGUCCUGGGAUCGUCACAUUUCCACUGGCGUACAACAUCUUCGAGGGGCGAGAAUUUUACUGAACCAGGCUGUGAUACAGCAACAGCAGCGUACGGAUAUGCAAGCAGAUGACCUAGGGCGCCUGAGAUUUUUGUACAAUACUUGGCUUUAUACCGAUGUCAUCGCAAGACUCAUUUCUCUAGAGGACGGAGAAUUCGAAGAAGUUGCAUUACCACACGAUUUCACCCCUUCCUUACCAUACUCACCUGUCCACGAAGUUGACCCUCUCAUGGGGUGUGCGACGACAUUGUUUCCACUAAUUAGCCGUGUUGCCAAUCUCGUUCAGAAGGUUCGCAGGUCUAAAACUAACUCCAUUCCCAUCAUAUCGCAAGCUAUGGAGCUUAAAACGCUCAUUGAGGAAUGGGAAGUUCCGAAGUAUUUUCAACCACCAGUGGAUCCAACUUCAAACGUCCAACAUAGCUUCCAGACCGCGCAAGCAUAUCGCUGGGCGACUCUGCUAUAUCUUCACCAAGCGGUUCCCGAGAUCCCAUCGGAGUCUGCGGCUCAACUUGCCAAGCGCGUUCUUGUACUUUUAGCUACCGUCCCACCAAGUUCUCGAGCAACAAUUGUACACAUAUACCCUCUGCUUGUUGCGAGCUGCGAAAUGAAAAAUGGGGAGGAUCGUAAUUGGGUCAAGGAGCGUUGGGGGGCGAUGCAGUCAAGACUAAUGAUUGGAAACGUCGAUCGCUGUCUUGAAGUUGUUCGCGAAGUGUGGGAUCGCAAGGAUGAGUAUGAUCGACAGAAUAUGAGGUCAACGGAGGCUGCUUUUGUACAACUCGUGGAUACUACCAAACGAAAGAGCAUCUAUGGAGUUGGAAUAGGGUCUGUAGUGGACGAUGAGGAUGAUCUGAGUGAAGAUUCUGCGACAUUCGAGCAUUCGGACCAACGACCAACAAACAGACAGAUUCUAGCAUCUCCGGGAGACGUGAAAAUGCCACGUUCGAUCUCGUCUCCACGGCAAGCACCGGUUAGUCCAAUCAGAAGAGGGUCGUUUAUUCCGGGGGUGGACAGUCUGGGAAUCGAAAAUACUGUACGGGGAAGACUACACUGGGUUGGAGUGAUGAAGGAUUGGGGAUGGGAAGGUGAUUCUUCGAUGCUAAUCUCCUAUACCAAUCCAACCCAUGCCAAUGCGCAACUUCCUCCAUUUUGUAAACCACGCAACUAA
Messenger RNA from Paracoccidioides brasiliensis Pb18, 2406 nucleotides. RefSeq lists its product as uncharacterized. Gene Ontology annotation, biological process: positive regulation of transcription by RNA polymerase II. The record is from RefSeq and is a predicted model, not a curated record. Gene Ontology annotation, cellular component: nucleus. Gene Ontology annotation, molecular function: zinc ion binding; transcription cis-regulatory region binding; DNA-binding transcription factor activity, RNA polymerase II-specific. The transcript has 3 exons. Bases 1 to 2406 code for a protein of 801 amino acids.